AUGGAAUCUUUCGAAGGAAACGACGAUCAAGAAGUUUGGUUUGGACUGGAGCAAGAAUUCACUCUGUUCAACUUGGAUCAAAAGACUCCCCUUGGAUGGCCCGAAGGAGGUAUGCCUUCUCGCCCGCAAGGUCCUUACUACUGCAGUGUUGGCCCCGAAAACAAUUUUGGAAGGAUGAUCACCGACUCCCUCUACAAGGCUUGCUUGUAUGCUGGAAUUACCAUCUCUGGAACCAACGGAGAAGUCAUGCCUGGUCAACAAGAAUACCAAGUUGGACCCUGUGUUGGAAUUGAUGCUGGAGACCAAUUGAUGAUGUCCCGAUACAUUUUGCAGCGUGUCUGCGAAGACUUCCAAGUCUACUGCACACUCCACCCCAAACCCAUUGUGGAAGGUGAAUGGAACGGAGCUGGUAUGCACACAAAUGUCUCCACCAAGAAAAUGCGUGAAGAGGGUGGACUCGAGGACAUCAAGCAGGCCAUCUACAAGCUUGGAGCCAAGCACGCAGAACACAUUGCUAUUUAUGGUGAAGGAAAUGAAUUGAGAUUGACUGGUGCCUACGAAACUGCCUCCAUUGAUCAAUUUUGCUAUGGUGUUGCCAACCGUGGAGCAUCUAUCCGUAUUGGACGUGACACAGAAGCUGAGGGCAAGGGAUACUUUGAGGAUCGUCGUCCAUCAUCCAAUGCUGAUCCUUAUCUCGUCACAGGAAAGAUCAUGGGAACCAUCAUGGAAGAUGUCGAUGUCCCAGCAAUCGCCCCCAUGGACAAAGAAACCGCUUAG
Molecule: messenger RNA, 777 nt
Organism: Seminavis robusta
Lineage: Eukaryota; Bacillariophyta; Bacillariophyceae; Naviculales; Naviculaceae
Source: the annotation of a GenBank genome assembly